Acanthaster planci (crown-of-thorns starfish) is the source of this 4232-nucleotide messenger RNA. RefSeq lists its product as uncharacterized. Gene Ontology annotation, cellular component: spindle pole centrosome; nucleus; cytoplasm. NCBI's taxonomy places the organism in Eukaryota, Metazoa, Echinodermata, Asteroidea, Valvatida, Acanthasteridae. Gene Ontology annotation, biological process: regulation of mitotic cell cycle; chromosome segregation; kinetochore assembly. Gene Ontology annotation, molecular function: microtubule binding. The record is from RefSeq and is a predicted model, not a curated record.
CGUAGUUUGAUUUGGCCAAAGUCAUGAAAGUAGAACUAAACAAGCACACCAAGACAUAGUCUAGAGCGAAAGAUUGGGCAUUUCUUGAUUUCAGAAUGGAUUUUUCGUACUCCUACAAGAAGAAGGGCCUAGGUCUGGAUGCGAGAGAGAAAAGAUUCUUGCGAGUGAAGCGACGUUCUGUAGAUCAGCGGCUGCAGCGCGACGAAACAUACAUGAAACAUCGAGACAUCGGGUCCCUGACGCCACUUAAGGAAAACACAGACGAGAACGUCCAGAAGAAUAUCAGUCAGCCAACAGCAAAGACAAGACAGGGGAAAAGUGCAGCUGUACAGAAGGCAGCUAAGCCAACAGCUGAUGUCCAGGCGGUAGCAUCCACCAAGGCUGAGACGGCAGGAACCUUGGCAAGAAGGGAGAUGCUGCAGAAAUGGAAAAGGGAGAAAGAGCUGAAGAAGAAACUUGCUCUGGAGAAGGAGAAGCAGAAACCCAUGUUCAAGGUUUACAAAGUCACCCAUGACAAGAGGCCCACCAACUUGUCUGUGGUCAAGGCACCGGUGCCGACCAAACCCCAGGUACAGAAAGACACUCCAGCGCUGCAACGGCGAGUCACACGAGCAUUAACUAAAGCUGCCAGUAGCAAGUCUGUAACCAGCCAGUCCAAACCAAGUGCCCCUGUUACGGCUGCCCCAGCCAAACGAGUGACUCGGCAGUCAGCUAGACUGGCAUCAAAAAGUGAAGAUCAAAAAGAGAACCGUCAAGCCCAGAAGACCAAGCCAGCUGCCAAGACGAGCAUCGAGAAAACCAAGGCACCUGUCACUGAACCCACCGCACCUCCCCCAGUUGAGCCCACCAAGCUACCCUCCCCUACCUCCACCCAGCAUGUAACCAGCGAGAGGGGGAAUUUCUUCCAGUUCCCCGACAUCCAGCCCUCAUUUGCACCAGCCAACUUCACCUUCAACUUUCAGUUUGAGCCCAUGAGCCCCGCCAGCACCCAGAACUUUCUCUUCCCCGAGACAGCGUUGCGAAAAGGAAGGUGUUCUACUCCUAGAUCAGCGAGCCGACGGAAGCGAGCUACCUCCCCUCAGCCGCUGGAGAUCUCGGCCAUCCACUCCCCCAAGAAAUCUCUGCUGCAGGAUCCGCCCCCGCAGAACAAAAAAGAAGAUGUGUCCUAUUUCCGAGACCUGCUAGUGACAGAGACUACCAAGUUGAACGACCUCUGCAGCAAGUGGGAAGCUGUGCAGAGGGACACAGACCUGAGUGACGAUGUUAGUGGCGAGAUCCGUUGCACCAUCGGCAAGGCUCAGCUACUCAUUGACCAGAGGUUUAAGCAGUUCUCAGGCCUGGUAGAUAACUGCGAGUUUGGGCUGGGAGAGAAGAAAACUCAUUGCUCAGAUCUGACUGGCUUCUGGGACAUGAUCUACUUCCAGGUGGAAGAUGUCUUGGGGAGGUUUGCGUCUCUGGAUCAACUCCAAGCCAAUCACUGGGCUAGGGAGGAGACAAAGGUGGAACCUGCAAGGACCAAGAAGAUCGUCAAGAAGGCCAAACUGGUCACCAAGAGCCAAUCCAACAAGGAUCGGGAGGCAGCCAGGGAGCGUCUAGCGGCUAUCAAGGCCACAAUGAAGGCCAGACAGACGCGGGCCAAAGCGGCCGAGCAGGUGGUGUUUGAAGGCGGGUUCUUCAAGGUUGAGAGCCCAGUGCGCACCCCUGCCAGUCACUGUGAAGCUGGUUCCCCGUUCAAAGUUCGACCAUCCCACACCAGUGGCAGCAAUGCCAACACCCCACUUGCACAGGGAUACACACCCAAGAAUGCACGGAGGUCGAUACAAGGCAAGCUAUGCGGCACGCUUAGCAAGUUAGUCCUCGGGGAGGUUACUGCACCUGUCAGCAAAUCGGCCAUGCCCGUCAGUAAAGUGACCACGCCCCUCAGUAAAGUGGCCACGCCCUCCAGCCAAACAGCCAUGAAGAAUAUUACAAUGACCAUACCUGACAAAAAGGUGGCCACACCUGUUGGCGAAAUAGCCAUGGCUGAAAGCCAGGUGGCCACACCCUUGAAAUUGGCCACACCCUACAGGACAGACUCCAGGGAGGAUGAUUCUUCCAGUGUCUCCACCUCACAUACAUGUAAAGAUGAUGAAACUCAGAACCUUCUGACUAAGUACCUUCAACCCUCCGUGCUCUCCAUUGUUGAUCUCAACCAGGAGGCAGAAAAACUCAUGCAGACCGAACCUCAGCAGCAACUAGCUGAUCUCGGGGUCCGGUCACAACUUUCCAAUACACCACGCACCAGGAGUCGAUCUAGGAGCUCUGUGCUACUUCCAGGACUCAACAGCCCUCAUCUUUGUAGGACACCCACAGCAUUUGGCAAGGUGAGCUUCUCCAGUGUCUUCACACCACCUCCUGGGUCCUGUACCUCUACGUCUCAGGUCGGGGGCGAUCUCAUCCACUUUGACUCCCCAGCACCAGUCACCUCGGUUGCGGAAGCCCCAAGUGCAGAGUCUUUAAGUCUGCCAAAUUCCCGACCAGCCCCUCCCACGGACCUGAAUGGUGAUGCCGUCAAAGCCACUGUCCGUCGCUCCAUCCGUCUGCGCCAUCACUCGGCUUGUUCCCCGCAAACAGCCACCCACACUCAGGCUAAGGUAGCCAAGUCCGCAUACAGACCCAACCUGUCCAUGAUGUAAUUUGCCUUGUGACUUGUUUCUGGCAAAUAGCAGACUUGAAUUCCUUUCUAUAACCGAGGUGGAGUUUUUACAUUGUAUCCCAUUAUCACAAAAGUACCUCUUGUGUAAAAACUAGUAUUUCGACUUCAUAUUUGCAGUGACUUGUACUUACCUAAAACAUUUAUCUAUUAACAAAUUUUAAGCAAUUAUGUCCAGAUUAUUAGUUUUUAAAUGCAUGUGAUAGUUAAGUGUUUUUUUGUUAUAUCAGUAAAUUCUACUCAUUUCGUUUUGUUUAAGUAUACAGUACUACCUCUGUGAUCCGUUAUUGAGGUUGUGCUCCACAUUGAUCAGAAAUGUACAAAAGUCAAGAUGCUUGUGGAUUUUAAAACAAUAUUGUAAUUGAAUGCAAGACAUUGGACCAGAUGCAUGAAUAUACGUAUAUACUGUAAGUUGAUUUACUUAGCCUAUGGCAUAUCCAGGCUUUGGGUGAGGGGUUGAAAUGGAGGUUUUUUAAGAGAAAUCAAUAAUAUUCCCUCAAAGAAUUAGGCAAUGUGCCUAAAGGGGCCAAUUUACUUCCCUAUCACCGUUAGAUAUGCCUCUUUCGUGUGCCUAGAGCUUUCCAGUCCAACACCUGUGAUGUCUUAGAUGGCAUUUCAUUUCAAAGAUCUCGGAUAUCCCAGACUUGAAUGAAUGUCAAUAGUGUUCGGAUUGUUUCUCCACAACAGUUUUAUACACUGUAUGUGUACAUGUAAUCAGAGCUGUACAUAAGAAAGUUGAGACAUGAGUGUCUCAAUUGUUGGAACCAAAAUGGUGGAUUAUGAGUCAGUGCAUGUGGACAAUUAGCACACAGUAGGCAAGCGCUGUACCUCACACAUAAUGAACAGCCAUUUUGUUUCCAAAGUCUGAAGUUGGCACUAUACUCUCUAUGUACAGCUCUGCAUGUAAUGUCACUGUCAAUCCUUUAGUAAAAAGUUCUGGUUUUUUUUUAAUCAGUAAUGAUACAGUUAUGACUUUUUUAAAGUAUGCGUAGUAUUUGAAUACAAUCAUGAGUCUCAGGUUGAGUUCUAUAGUCAGUAUUUGCCAAACGUGGAUGAUGGCCACACAUGAAUCUUGUGGCUAAAGCUGUCUGAGUUUUUCUUGGUUGUAAAUAUGUAGGUAUAUGUGCUGACAGUAGACAAAGCCUGUAGCUCUGGAUGUCCGUUUCCGACUUCGCCGAUCGCUGAGGGCCAACUUUGCGUUUAAAUUCAGUAUGGCUUCAUCAGAACAAUGUGGAAAAGUUGAUAUUGAUAGUUGCACCAACAGAAAGCAGGACAGGUUUUAAGUCAUAUUUUGUUGCUGUCAAUAGAUGAUCAGUUAUAAACAAGUAAUAUGGUUCUGCAGAAGUUUUGUCUGAGUAAAUGGUGUAAUGUUCUUCGAAGUUAAAAAUCUCCUCAAAUCAAGAACAUUUUGAGUAACUUUUCAUCAUUCUGUGUUGGCCCCGUUUUAUUUAAAACCUGAUUAUUUCUGUUCCUAAGACAUUAGUAUUAUUGAAUGGUAAAGGUUUGUUAAUAAACUUUAAAUGGUCGUGUAUCAUUGGAA